Saccostrea cuccullata (small rock oyster) is the source of this 563-nucleotide messenger RNA. RefSeq lists its product as uncharacterized. The record is from RefSeq and is a predicted model, not a curated record. Bases 261 to 563 code for a protein of 100 amino acids. The transcript is spliced from 4 exons. Lineage: Eukaryota; Metazoa; Mollusca; Bivalvia; Ostreida; Ostreidae.
UAUCUUGUACUUGCAAGUAAAUGUAACAUUAAAAAAAAAAAUAAUGAAAAAAUAAGUCAUUUAGGCUAUUUGAUAAUAACAUGCUAAAUGAACAUGUUUUGCUUUUUAAUUCUCCUUCACUCAGUCUUUGUAUAAUGUAUAUUUUUAGAUGAGCUGAUCGCCAACCAGGAGAUCAGAAUGAUCGCAUCUGCUCCUGCCACUUUAAGGAUGGUAAGAAGGAGGGGGACCCUGCAUAUUUUGCAUGGAAUGAAGGAAAGGCCAUGGAUUUCUCUGAUCCUGAAUCUACAAAAAGGAGGAAAAAACUCAAAAGUGAGGAGUCCCUGUCAUCUUCACAGAUGGACCAGUUGCAGAUUCCACAAGCACCAAAAUGUCAAUAUCAAGAAAAAUUGAUAUCAGAGCACAACUACUCAGCAUCCUGCACAUUUAACUGUACUCAAGAAAUGCAGCGCCUCUCAACAGAAAUACAACUGGAAAAGGAAUUGCUUGCCCUAAAAAUAGAGUCUAGUAAAAGGAAGCCAAUAUCAAUCCACGAUAUUUUAAAAAUACAACGAAGAGAAGUUUAG